Chinchilla lanigera (long-tailed chinchilla) is the source of this 1207-nucleotide messenger RNA. RefSeq lists its product as uncharacterized. The transcript is spliced from 5 exons. The record is from RefSeq and is a predicted model, not a curated record. The coding region runs from base 1 to 1143 and encodes 380 amino acids. NCBI's taxonomy places the organism in Eukaryota, Metazoa, Chordata, Mammalia, Rodentia, Chinchillidae.
AUGGCAAAUGUUACACUUCCAGGCUGCGUGCUUUCCCCAGUGGGCUUGUCGGCGAGGAAGUGGGGGAGUUUGAGUCUCCUUCCAGACUGCGUGAUUACAUGCCCCGUCUUCCUGACACCCCAAACACGACGAGGGCGGGUUUGUCCCCACGCACUCAGGCUGCCAAAGGCGUGUCACACGCUCCUUAGGCGCAACUGGGCCUCCGCCGCUCGCUGCAGCGCGGGGACUGGUGGUGGGCGCCUGCGGGCUGCUGUGAGCUGCAAGCGGAGCCAGUGCCCAGGUCUCCCCGGCUGGACCCCCACCUGGGCCAAAAGGCAGGAGUGGCAAGAGAGACGGGCCCCAGGGGGCGACAGACUAAAAUCCCCAGAACGUGGGACACAGCUUCACACACCUUCAACCCCCAGCCUUCGGCGUGGGGCCUGUCCUUGGCCCAGGUCGGGGGCGCCUCCUCCCGCUAGAAUUUUUCUCUGUGGUUUCUCCUGCUGGCCGCAGCUUGACGACCCCGGGUCACCCCUCCUCACCGCAGCAGUGAUCCCACCCCCAGGCUGGGUGUCGUUCCCCGCGGGCCGAGGGUCCGGGUGCGGGUGUCAACGCACGGGACCAGCGCGUUCGGGUCAUUUCGAGGUGUGUGGCUGGGCCACCAACUCCGCUCCCUCAGUCGCGGGAGGCGAGCUGCGCCAGCUGCGCGACCGUCCCCGUGGCCGAGGCUUCUGCUCGGCGGCUGGCGACGUUGGGAGGAGACAGCGGGCAGAGAGCAGCGGAGGAAGAGGGGCAGGCCGGGCGGCCGCGCCGGUACCAACUUCUUCGGGGCGCGCGGCGGGGCGGGCGGGGAGCGCGGCCGGAGCCCCGAGCAGAGCUGAGCGCGGCGGAGCUCGGGAGCCGCGGCCCGCGCCCUGCGCCGCCGCCUGCUGGUCUGCUCCGGGUGCUCGGCCCCCGGUGCUAAGGCUCGGGUCUAUAAAUAGCAGGUUACAGCUCCUUCUCGGCGCGCACACGCUCACGCGCGAACGCAGGAAAGUCAGCCUAAAAGUGUCUGCCGCCGCCGCCCCCCGCUCAGCCUCCGGGAGAGAACCCAAAGAAAUGGUGUUACCUGGCCAGAGAUCUGCUGUCUUUUAUGAAAAGUCAGACCAAGGCAGAAGCUUGUAGUCAUUUAUAAGAUGCGUGCACCUGGAAGGCACCUCCUCAUCUAGCAACCCUUCCACUUCAGGGU